UCGAGAACGGAAAUACGGUCUACAGUGCUAUAAAUAUCAGCCGUGCCUAAAUGCCUAAUAGAACGGCUUACCACCAUGCGCAGCGUUCCACUACACUGUACGUCCGUAUGGCCCACCCGCCCCCGCAUGCGGGGAGUCGUCGGUUGGUCCCUAAGAAAUUAACCGCGGAGAGCCUUGAUAGUUGAUACAAGAUGACUGAUGAGAGGCACCUGGCGUAAAUGUUCGAUUUCUUUUUCCAUAUUUCCAUGUAUAAUCCCAGAGUCCAGUGUCUAACUUGCCUUCCAAUUAUUUAUUCGAUCUCCUCUUUCGUACCUUUCAAGUUUGUCUUCCUUUUAAGAGCGUGGAUAUCCUCGGUAAUCGCCGGCAGUAACAAAAGGGCAUUUUAGCGAAAUGGAUACUUUUAGGGUCACAGAAGCCGAUUUGAGAGGCAUCGAGAAUAAGGUCGUGGUUGUGACCGGCGGUAGCUCCGGAAUUGGACUCGCAACCGUGAAGUUGCUCGAUAGCGUCUCCAAUACCAAUAGGUUCAUCAUCAUCGACCGCACCCCUCCACCCUCCGAUCUGGGGAUUCCAUCGGAGCGACUAUUCUUCCACAAGACCGAGAUCACUUCGUGGGUACAGCAACGAGCGGCAUUUGAGGGAGGUUAUGCCAAGUUCGGCCAAAUCGACGCAGUCUUUGCCAAUGCCGGGAUUGCGGAGCAUGAAGAUCAAUUUUUCACGGACAAGUAUGAUAACAAUGGAAGGCUGGCCGAGCCCGAUCGCCGUGUCCUGAAUAUUGACAUGGACGCUUUCUGCGAUACGGUUAAACUCGCCGUCCAUUUCAUGCGGAAGAGCAAGUCAGGGGGCUCGAUCAUCUGCACCGCAUCGCUAGCAGGCUACCUCGCCAGUGCCGGCGCACCGCUCUACUCCGCCGCCAAACACGGCGUGGUUGGGUUGAUGCGCGCGAUGAAGCAGGAGACCGCGAAGCUUAACAUUGCCAUCUCAGUGGUGGCACCAGCGAUUACCGUCACACCAAUUCUCCGCCAAAACCGUGAAGAUGGCGGGUCCGAGGAGGUCCUGGCUCAAGGAUUUUCCAAGGCCGGCGUGCCGAUCAACAAAGCCGAGAGCAUCGCCCUGGCUGUCGGCCACUUGAUCAAGCAAGGCCGGCAAGGCAAUGGUGCCGGGAUCUUCGUGCAGGCGGAUCGCAUGGUGGAUUUGGAGCGCGGACUGGCGAAAUCGAGGGAGAUUUGGAUGAGCAAGGAGAUGUUGGAUUUGUUCAGGGGAGGACGUGAGGCGCCCCUGUUCUCAAGAAUCUAGCCGUACCCCGAAGUUUGUGAGCUCGUCUUGUAAAAUCUAUGCUGCUUCUAUCGCAACUUCUAUAGUUUAGCCUUUGCUCUGCUUUCAAUUAUCUCGGCAUCUCUCUU
Molecule: messenger RNA, 1400 nt
Organism: Eremomyces bilateralis CBS 781.70
Lineage: Eukaryota; Fungi; Ascomycota; Dothideomycetes; Eremomycetales; Eremomycetaceae
Product: NAD(P)-binding protein
Exons: 3
Coding region: 391-1293 (300 amino acids)
Source: RefSeq, a predicted model, not a curated record